Microtus ochrogaster (prairie vole) is the source of this 3044-nucleotide messenger RNA. It is a transcript of the gene Nkpd1, whose product is annotated as NTPase KAP family P-loop domain containing 1. Lineage: Eukaryota; Metazoa; Chordata; Mammalia; Rodentia; Cricetidae. The record is from RefSeq and is a predicted model, not a curated record.
ACCUGGCCACACAGUAACCCCUCGUCAUCUGGCUAUUGGCUUUCCUUCUUGGGGCCAUGCCAGCUUCUCACUUCAGUGCCCACUCCAGUGACCCAGGGAAGCCCCCCGCCCCCAAACCUGAACUGUGUCUCUUGCCUGUCCAAGGUCACUAGGAGUCAUCUUGGGGCCAGGGGCCCCACCAAGCUGAUCACUGACCCUUCCAUCUAGGACCCGGCCACUGACGUCACAGCCCGCCAUGCAGAAGAACUGCAAUGUCCACUUCACCAAAAGUGGCCGGACCCCCAAUGAGCAAUACUUUUUGGAUCCUGACUCGGGGCACCAAAAAGGAUGCUGUCGUCAGUGGUACCAGGACCUGGUGGCCACUCACGCCCACGGGCCCUGUCAGCUGUCCCCCAAGGCUCACUGGCAGCAGGCCUACCGCAGCCACCGGGGUGGCAGCAGCUGUCGCAGGUGUCCCCAGCCCCUCAUUCUACAGAAACAGCAGCGGCAGCAGCAGCAGCGACAACCCCCACCCCUCCCUCCCAGCCCGCUGAGGCAGCGGCACUGUCCAGUUCGCAGGGCCCAGAAGGGGUCACCUGCAAUCGCCGCUGCCCGCAUAGGACCAGCCAGCGCCCCCCAGCCUGCCACCUCAUCACCCACAGCAGUAUCAGCCAUGGCCAGCAGCGGCCCAGCCCUGCCCUCUGCAGCCGGUGCCCUCCUGGAGCCCAGCGAGCCCACCGAGGCGCGGCCUCUGCCUGCGCCCCCAGCCUGUGGCUCCUUCACCUCCUAUGGCGCCGACAUCCUGACGGAGGAUGAUGUCUACUGCAGCUGUCUGGCUAAAACCCUGUGUCACGUGCCUGUCCCUGUGACCGUGGGUUUCUAUGCUCCCUUUGGCUGCCGUCUUCACAUGAUGCUGGACAAGAUCAUGACGUUGAUGCAGCAGGAGGCCGCGCAGCGCGAGAGCGAGGAGCUGCAGCGCGUGCAGUGGCGACCGCGGCGCGUGCGCGGCUGGGGCGUCCCGCAGCUGUUGUGGUUCCUGGUGUUUCUGCAGCCGGUGAUCACGGAGCUGCACCUGAGGCGCAGGAACGUGCGCUUCCUGUUCAUCCGCUUUAGCGCCUGGCAGUACGCAGGCACCGACAAGCUGUGGGCGGGGCUGGUGACCACGUUGUGCGAGGGCAUACGCCACCACUACGGCGCGCUGCCCUUUAGCGUGUACUCGGUGCUGGGCAACAAGCCAGGUGGCCCACGCGAGGGCCUCUGCCAACGCGAGUGGCACUGCCGACGCCGCGUGUGCUUGGCACUGCUGGCGCUGCUGGCCGCGCUGUGCCUGGGCGUGGGGCUGCUGUACCUGUCGCUGGGGGGCCAUGCACCGGGCCACUCGGGUCGUGGCGUGCUUAAGGCUCUGGGAGGCGCAGCCACCACGCUGUCGGGCUCGGGGCUGCUCAUGGCCGUGUACUCCGUGGGCAAGCACCUGUUCGUGAGCCAGCGCAAAAAGAUCGAGCGUCUGGUGUCGCGUGAGAAGUUCGGCAGCCAGCUGGGCUUCAUGUGCGAGGUGAAGAAGGAGGUGGAGCUGCUCACCGACUUCCUGUGCUUCCUGGAGAUCUACCAGCGACGCCGGCUGCGAGUGGUCCUGGAGGUCACGGGGCUGGACACGUGCUACCCGGAGCGCGUGGUGGGCGUGCUGAACGCCAUCAACACGCUGCUGUCCGACAGCCACGCACCCUUCAUCUUCAUUCUGGUGGUGGACCCCAGCAUCCUGGCCGCGUGCCUGGAGAGCGCGGGCAACAUGAAGGGCACGGCAGACAACGGCUACCUGUUCCUCAACCGCACAGUCACGCUGCCCUUCUCCGUGCCAGUCAUGGGCCGUCGCACCAAGCUGCAAUUCCUGCACGAUGCGGUGCGCAGCCGCGACGAUCUGCUGUUCCGGGAGCUGACACGCAAGCUGCAGCCGCAGAGCCAAGGCUCGGGCGCCGGCGAGGGAACUCAGCUGCUGGCGGUGGAGACGCAGGCAGACGGGGAGCGCACGCAGGGUCGCGUGGACGCGGAGGCUGCGCGGCGCAUCCAGGAGGCGCUCUGCUGCCUGCACGACGAACACGACUGCUUGUACGAGUACGUACCCGACAACGUGGUGUCCAUGCGGCGCAUCGUCAACACUGUGCCCAUCACCGUCCGCCUCUUGCAGCAGCAACAGCACCAGCAGCCGGACCGCGUGGGACCCACCCCGCGCCACGCUGUGGCUUGGGUGGUGCUCGCCAACCAGUGGCCUUGUCGCCUCAGCUGGGUACUGCAAUGCCUGGAGGACCGGCAGCAGGCGGGGGGCGCGCCCGAGGGCCGCGCACGUCUCUGGGACGUCUUCUGCGACAACAGUCGCGAGCUGCACACCAUGACCAAGGCCUUGCAGAAUGUGCUGGACCUGGAUGGCGACCCCGAGCUUUUUGAGCGCUUUCUGGGCACUGAUUUCCCAUUCACCGUGGCCGAGGCACAGAGUUUGCUGCGCUGUACGGUCAACCUGGACCAUUCCAUCCGCCGCCGCAUGGGCCUCAUCAGGGCUGUCAGCGCGCUCAAACCGCCCAGCCCGCCCAAGUCCCCAUCCCGGGAUGAUCCCCAGGCCAGUCACCGAGUCAAUAACACCGCAGGGACAUCCCAGGUGGCCCAUGGAUCAGGACACAGUAGAGAGGCACAUUACCCUGGGGACCGGACCAGCAAGCCAAGGCCGAUGGCCUAAAAGUCCUUGAAUUUCAGGGGUGUAGAGGCUGCUUGGGUUUGGAAUGGUGAAUACCAGCAGCCACGGGUGGCAGCAACAUCCCACCUGCCCUGAUGAGAGUGUGAAGGCAGGGCUAGGCUCAAGACCAAAGGGGUUUGGGAUGGCAUACACCCUAGUGACUUUGGAAGCCAAAGGGCGGUGGGUAGUAGCUUCCUGGAGUAGGCUGUUACCGCACCAGUGUCUGAGCCAACAGAGGGGCCAGUGAGGAACACAGGAGUCGAAAAGGCAAUAAAGGAAACUGUGGAAAGCCAGGGCUGGCCUUCAUGUCAUGGAUUUCUGGCUAGGUGAGGAUGCCACCUGC